Passer domesticus (house sparrow) is the source of this 6063-nucleotide messenger RNA. Its product is annotated as protein-glutamine gamma-glutamyltransferase E-like. Gene Ontology annotation, molecular function: protein-glutamine gamma-glutamyltransferase activity. The record is from RefSeq and is a predicted model, not a curated record. NCBI's taxonomy places the organism in Eukaryota, Metazoa, Chordata, Aves, Passeriformes, Passeridae. The transcript is spliced from 13 exons. Gene Ontology annotation, biological process: peptide cross-linking. Bases 3804 to 5873 code for a protein of 689 amino acids.
CUUCCUCUUGAAAUUUCAGACAGCAGUAUAAACUUCUCAACGACAAUUUUCUUGUUGCAUGAAACUCAAGAAGCAUUUAAUGCAGCAUUUAACAAACAAACAGGUAUUUGCUGAUCAUGAUAAGCACUUGCCUGUGAAAUACCCAGGAUCCAAGAAAUACCCAAGCCCAGGUUCAGCUGGAGAUGUCAGAACUGCACAAAGAUUCUCCUCAUGGUAUCAUGGAUAAUUUUCUAUGUAAAAAACUGAGGGUUUGUGUGCAGGUGUGUGCACACCGAGCUGUUUUCACUCCUUCUCUUCCUCUCUCCCUACUCCUCCCAUCCCCUGACACACAUCCUGCUGACAGACACACCUUUUUCCCCAGAAAAUCUUUAUGCAUUUGUGGGCUAGUCUCUAAUGGACCUGCUUUGACAGAAUCCAGGUGUUGCAUAAAGAAAAGAUAAAAACACCUAAAAGGUUCCUAUAAGUUUGCCUGAUUUUUAAAGGGUUUUUAUAGUCUGCAGCACCACUAUUGCUACUAAGGAUUUAACAACUUGUUUCGUAGUCUCACACUGAAAAUAAUUAUCUCAGCUUCUUUCUGUCACUUUUAAGCUUCAGUGUCAUUACAAUUAAGGCGUGAGUGACACCUGCAAGCAUCUUGUUUGUGCGUUAGCACUGGGAGCGCCUGCCCACAGAGUGGGACAGCACCCUGGAUCCUCAGAGAGCAGCAGAGCAGGGCACUGAUGGGAGCCUGCACUGGGCUGUUCCUGGGUGAUGAGUGUGCAGCAGUAGCUGGAAGUUAAAAUAAUUCCAAAUAACACCUUUAUUCCAUUCCAGUGGAAGACAUACAUGCAUAAGUGGCAGAGGUAGGGGAAUACAUUUAAAUAUCAUAGGCUGUAGAUAAUAGGUGCUGUGUGACGAUGUGGGAGCUGUCAGGAGAGUCCAGCAGAGGUUCAUCCCAGUCUGUGCACUGCCAGUUUGGCUUGUUCCUGUGUCCUGGUCCCUUGGGAGUUUUUGAAGAUCACAUAUCAGUGCAUGUCACUAUUAUGUCACUGUCAGCCUCCCUUCUGAACAAGCCAUCACAUCUGGAACGAGCUGAGAUCUCAAGAGGAGAUCUGAGCCCAGCUAACAGGACACCCUUCUUACACAGACAGCAUGGAAGGGGAUUGUGGCAAGUUCUGCUCUCUUCAAAGGAAGAAAGGUUGUUGGCAAACUUCAGGAACAGUCAGGAACUUCAGGAAGGCUUCAGGCUUCCAUUCCAAAUGCCCCUGCUAUUUGGGCGUGUGAGUGGAAGACAGAGACAGAAAAUGAGAAGUGUCUUGGACAAUAUGUAAGGCUCGUAAGAGAUCUUGGCCAGAUAUUUUUCCAUGUAGGCCUGACCAUUCUCUGUCAGGUGGUUCUAGUCCUGAAAAGUGCUGCUGUGAGUCAGUCCACACCAGUGCCCCAGGUCUCUCCCUAGUGUGGGUCACAAAAAAAGCACAGCUGUAGAAAACCCCUUGAAUUCCUGUAUCUAGGAUAGCAGGAGUGGGGGUUGCUGAUGGAAUUUCUUGCUUAAUUAUUCAAACCCGGGAUGUGAUAAGAGAUAGAAUAGCCCAGACUUCUCAGGAUACUGAAUCAGAGAAUCAGAAUAAUUUAGGUUGAGAAAGACCUGUAAGAUCAUCAAGUCCACUGAGGCGGUCCCAGUGAGUCAUGGCCAUGUGGUUGCAGCAUGGUGCUUUGGGGAUAUGUUAGAGAAGAGCUGUGCUCAGAGAGAAGAUAGGAGCAGACAGACUAUUAUAGGUACUAAUUUCCCAUCCUGAACAAAAGCACAGUUAAUAAUAGGUGACAUUUCAUAAAAUUCAAGUAUAGCUGAGGGUUCACAUAGAGUUGGUGUGAAAGAAAACAUUGGAAAGAGAAAGAGAAAGGAGUUUACUGAAGAGAAUUUGCCUGUUACCAAAUAUGUCCUUCGCUGUUCAGUGCUGAAACUCUUAGUCCCAUAUAUUCAUUGCUUUAACAGUUACUGAGGUUAGGGAAAAAAUUUGGGUAUUACUGGAAAAGGAUGUCAUGAAUGAUAUGACUGGACCAGUCUGCAAAGGAUGAUUCUGAUACACCUUCUUUUGGGAACAUGAAACAAUAUACUAAUGUGGUUCAUAGCUUCAGUUUGCUGAAGUCCAAGAGAGUCUUGCUAUCCAUGGAGUUUUAAGCUCCUGCCUGUGCAGGCCCUACAUUUACAGCCACCAUUCAAGCCCUGAAACACUGCUUGGGUCAGAUGCAUUGUGCUUGACUGACUGCAUGUCCUGACUAGUGUUAAUAUUUCUCAUUAAUUUUGCCCUCAUUCUCAACCUUUGUCCAUAAUCUUUAAUCCAAAGGUCCAGUAUGUAUCAUUCAUCUGUUUUACAAACAAAGCACACCAGAGGCCUGCAAGGCAACUUAGGCAGAGCUGGGAAUAAACACCAGAAGCUGACACAACAGCCACAACUUGUUCUUCCUGACAUACUGUCUGCCAGCAUAAAUGGACUGCUGUUCUUUCUCUUUCAACAGUAACUAACCUUCCUGUCAAAGGAAAAUUGCUGUGUAUCCAAGGAUAGGGUGAAAACUUAAAUUUAUUCUGCAAAUUGUUUGUGUGACAUUUAACAGUAUUUAAAAGUAUGGAUAGGAGAGUGUGUCUUAACAUCAAAAAACUCUAAUAAAAUUCUAAAACAUUUUAAAUUUAGGGAUUAGUCUUAUCACUUUAAAAUCACAGUUGGGCUUUGCAAGCUAUAAAACUACAGUCCCUGUUAAGAUUAAUAUAAUUAGUGAAGAGAGUGUCAAAGUAGCAGUCUAAAUUAUAGCCAGUUAAAAACUGUUUGUUCUAACAACACCAUUUAUAAGAAACAUGAAUAAAACAUGUCUGUAUAAGAAAUGGGUUGAGCAAGCUCCAAUUCUGGAUGUUCCAAACAUGAUCCAAACCAGAAAACAGAACAUUUGGCUACUGAACCCUGAGCCCAGCCAACUAAAAUGAUGAAUAAGGUGUGCAUUGUGUUCAUCAAAUUUUACAGGUUGUUUCAUAAAAGUAUGUGAAUUAGUCUGUCUCUUUCUUAACACAAAGUGGAGCCACCUGCAAAGCAUAAGCAAAAUUUACUUUCCUUGAAGUUAAGUGGAAGAUUUUUGGGCAUAAAUUGGUUUUGCCAGUAGCAUGGUCAGAGAUGUAUUAUGAAAAAUAAUAGAGCACCAGCUGAAAGCAAUGAUAGAUAUUUUAUCACAAGUCACAAAUAUGGUGACCUGUUGUCACUAUAGUGUAUCAUGCAAAUAUGGCUGGGGCAGAGACAAUAGUUUGGCCAUUGUUUUGCAAUUACUACAAUGGAGGGAAGGGAAAAAAGCAGCUCCAAAACAACCAAUUUAGGGAAUUAAAGAAAAAGUCCCUGUAAGUAUUGCUCAUGGAGUAUUUAAAAUUAAGAAUAGUGUUUUGCAAGAAGGAGUUAUGCUGUUCCUAGAACUUUAGCAAUACAACAGAAAGAAAAGCAGCUAAAUGCUAAAGUUCUUAUAAUUUUAAAUAUAUUAAGAAACUCUUAACAAGUACCCAGACUGUUAGGAAUAAAGAUUAUCCAAGCUUCAGAUGUUAGGUUGCAAGGAAACAAGAUGAGGACAUGAGGACUGAAUGAGGAAAAAAAUGAAUGAAAAAUGAAUCCUCAAGCCCCACUGGUCAGAUCAAGGCUGGGGGCAAAGACAGCUACUCGAGCUCCACCCCCAGAGGAAAUAUUGCAAACAGAGUUUAAAGAAGUGAAAGGCACCAAAGGAAUUCAUUCCUUGAGCCAGCAGAAGUACAGGAGUCCUUUCAGAGGAAGCUACAGAGGACACACUGAUCAGAUAUGGGCCAAGCUGCAACGCAGCCAAGUACAGACUGGCACCUGAAAGAAAAUGCAAGAGAACACCACACAAGUAAAUUUUCCAGUGAAGAACUGAUUGUGAGGAGAGGACAGGCUUUCACUCUCACCUUCAAUGGAACAGAACGGCCUGAGCAAAACUUAAUAUUCAUUGCAGAAACAGGUCCAAAACCCUCAAAGACCACCAGGACCCUGGCCACGUUUGAUAUCUCCAGCACAGCGAGCAAGGAGGGCUGGAGUGCAGUUCUGCAGUCCAGCAGCUCCAACUCUGUGAGCAUCUCCAUUUCCAGCCCACACAAUGCUGUCAUUGGACGUUACAGGCUGAGUGUUCAAAGUGGCAGCUCCUCUCCACAAAGUCUUGGCACUUUUGUUUUGCUUUUUAACCCUUGGUCUUCAGGUGAUGAUGUGUUCAUGCCUAACAAGGCUGAGUGUGAGGAAUAUGUGCUAGAAGAGUUUGGCAUCAUUUUUGCAGGCAAUAAAAAUCAUAUCAGCAGCUUUGGAUGGAACUUUGGCCAGUUUCAAGGAGACAUCCUCAACAUUUGCCUGUCCAUAAUGGAUCGCAGCCUGUACUACCGUCAGGAUCCUAUCACGGACGUGUCUCACCGCCACGACCCCAGGUACCUGGGCCGUGUUCUCAGUGCCAUGGUCAACGCCAAUGAUGACCAAGGGGUGGUGCUAGGAAACUGGAGUGGAAAAUAUGAGGGUGGUAAAAAUCCCAGCAGCUGGACAGGAAGUGGUGAAAUCCUGCAAAGCUGGAAGAAAUCGGGAUUCAAACCUGUUAAAUAUGGACAAUGUUGGGUUUUUGCAGCAGUACUGACUACAGUGCUUAGAUGUCUGGGGAUUCCCACUCGUACAAUUACAAACUUCAGUUCUGCCCAUGAUGCAGAUGGAAAUCUGCGUGUGGAUGAGUUUUAUGAUGCAGAUGGAAAUCAUUUGGAGAGGGGAGCUGACAGCGUGUGGAAUUUCCAUGUCUGGAAUGAAAGCUGGUUUAUACGCAACGACUUGGGCCCCUCAUACAGUGGAUGGCAAGUUCUGGAUGCAACUCCCCAAGAAGAAAGUGGAGGAAUUUAUCAGUGUGGUCCUGCCUCACGGCAUGCCAUCAAAGAAGGAGAAGUCGAGCUGGACUACGAUGGCCCAUUUGUGUUUGCAGAAGUGAAUGCUGACUGUAUGUACUGGAAUUAUGACUCUGCAACUGGAAAGAAAACUUUGAUAUUCUCUAAGUCUACAGAAAUUGGUGCCUCCAUCAGUACAAAGGCAGUUGGUAGAGAUGCUCGUGUAGAUGUCACCAGGGAUUAUAAAUAUGAGGAAGGCUCUGCAAAAGAAAGAGAAAUUUUUAAAAAAGCCCGUAAGAAGCUAGGACUUGAGGAUAAAUUUGAUCCUACAGCACCAAAACAGGAGGAAGUUGAACAGAAGCCUGACAUCUCAGGAAAAUUCAAGGUGGCUGGCUCUUUAGAAGUUGGCAAAGACCUCAACCUACUUCUGGUUCUUGAAAAUUUGCAGUCUGAUGCUAAGACUGUAAAUGUAAAUAUGACUGCAUGGAGUACUCUGUAUACCAGAAGACGAGUUAAUCAGAUCUGGAAGGACUCCAUAUCUGUCACUCUGGCCCCAAAGGAAGAAAAACAAUUUCCCAUUAAGAUAAAGUAUCCUGAAUACCAGCAGCAGUUAACUACAGACAAAACAAUCCAGGUCACAGCAUUAUGUCAUGUAAAAGAUGGCAUUCAAGUGCUUGUGAAAAGAAACAUCAUCCUGGACAAUCCUGACAUUGACAUACAGGUGCUUGGUGAAGCAAAAGUGAAUAAAGAGGUGUUAGUGGAGGUGGCGUUUACCAAUCCCAUCAAUGAGGAGGUGAAGGACUGCGUGCUGCAGGUGGAGGGCAGUGACCUGCUCCAAGGGAUCCUGGAGCUACGCAUACCACCACUGAAAGCCAGUGAGAAAUCCAGUACCAAGUUUAAACUUAUCCCUUCUGAGGCGGGUCCCAAACAUCUACUUGUUAAUUUCUCCUGUGAUAAAUUUGCAGAUAUUAAGACCUUUAAAAUGGUAAAUGUGAUUAACUAACAUGAAGAUAUACAAGGAGUGGUCUGUGUGUGUAUAAACUGAACAAAAUAUGAUAACAAAUCUUGUAUAGAAAACAAUGAGAUGAUCAGCAAAACAAAUCUUCACUUCCUCUGAUAAAGAGUCACCGACACCAUAUAAUUGCAAUUUUACAUUGUAAUUUUAAAUAAACUGAGGAAUGGUUGAUUGUUCA